AAUCUGAAAAGAAUUGCAGUCAUGAUCCCGAAGAUAUUGCAGUUUAGAUGUCAGUAAAUGUAGCGAAUAUCGAACAUAAAACCAACUUCACCGCGCAAUACAACCACUACCAAUAAUUAAUACAUAAUUAAAAAAAGUUUAUACGCGCAAAUAGAAUUUUAAAUAAACACCUAAAGCAUAACAUAAACGUCUUCUAUAUACAAAAACAUUUCAUCUUGAUAUUACAGAUUACGAAACUGUCUGGCAAUAAACGAAAAAAUCCUCCCAAAAAUGUAUGCAAAAAUAGAAGCGGGCAUGUACUUGCAUACGCCCUGAUCCUCACGCGUGUACUCCGUCUCACAAACUCCAAAGACGAAUGGCCGCUGUACAUCAGCAGGCAGAGUAGAACUAGAGCGGUUCCGUGAGUAACGCCCCUUCGGCGAAUAUCUCAUCACCAGCGAUCUGUACACUUUCCAGUUCGUCCGAUGUAUAGUUAGUUCAACAAGGAAAACUGAAAGAAAUAAAAGACCAGUUUGUCUUUUUCAUUAUUUUAGAGUCAUGACAGCGAAACAACGGAAUAAGAACACUGCGGUUGUAAAGAACUCAAAUCCAGAUGACGUGGCAAAGCGGAGUCCGAAAGCCAGCGAGCCGGCUGGCCCUGUCGCUGCGAGCUCUGCCUCGGGAAGUUGCUGGAGUUUCUUGGCAUCCUUGUGUUACCUAGCCCUUGCAGUAGCGGCGGGUUUCACCGCGUUUUAUGUGCAAGCGGUACGGGAGGAUGUUCGUCAGAUCACCGGCAGGAACGAAGAACUGACAAACCGGAAUGCCGAGGUGGCCAGUAAAAUAGAAGUGGUUCGUCAAGAGGUGGAUUCUGUGAAGGAAACAGUGGCCAAGUUUGACUCUGCUCUCAGUGGGGUGAGGGCAGAGCUUGACACUAUGGGACGGGCCCAACAGAGAGUGGAGUCAGAGACACAGCGGAUGGAAGAAGCACUGCAAAGACUUCAGAAGGAGAUCUUGAAAGAUCUGUCAGAUGGAAUCCAGGAAGUGAAGCAGACACGACAGCGGGACUUCUCCUCACUGGAGCAGGCCGUGGAGGAGCGCCUGGCAGAGCUGAGUACCUCCAUCGGUGACAGUGUGGCAGGAGUGGCUGAAGUGCAGGGUGAAACACAGAGUCAGCUGCAGGACCUACGUGUGCGGCUGGAGGGCCUUGCUAACCCAGAGAAAUUUAGGCAGGAGCUGCAGAGUCUGGCUGAUUCCAUGAUCAAGCUUCAGGCUGACAGCAUGGUGGUGGAGAAGACCACAAACUCACUGGCUGAACAGAUAGGUGCUGUCGGAGCAGAACUCCAAACCAGGAACCAGGAGGUGGCAUCCCAAUCCCAGGAGAUUGUAUCUGUGAGGGAGCUAGUGCAGAGCACAAUUGGGACACUAAGGCAGUCUAUGUCGGCUGUUGAGGUCAGUUUCCAAACCUUGUCAGACCAGGCUCAGAGCAUGCAGACUGGGCUUCUUCAGGCAGAGGGCAGUCUCCAGAGCCUGGAGAAGGAAUUGCGUGGAUCAUUGGACCGGGCUGAGCGGAACAGCGAAGAGUUAGAGGCCAGGGUGAAGGUCUUGGAGGAAAGCAUAGAUUCUGUCCAGGUGCCUGUGAAAGAGCAGGUGGCCAAGCUGGAGUCCAGCCUGGCCAUGAUUGACUUUCAUGACAGCACACUUGCUACUCUGACCAAGGAUUUUGAGGAUGGAAAGGAAAAUGCUGAGCAGAGAGCCCAACAAUUACAGGUUAUUUUGGAAGAAAUGACCCAUUGCCUAGCCCUAGGCAAUCAAGCAGAAGCACUGAAGAAUGAUAUGGAUGAGCUUAAGAGUACAGUGCCUGGUUUAGACAAUGCACAGGCUGAACUGGCCUCAGCCCACUCUAGUCUGUCUCAGCGACUAGAUGCCCUAGAGCAGACAUUAAACACCCUCAGAGAGACCAUUACAGAAUCCCAAGUUACAAAUGAACUGAGGGCCUCUCUUAGCCAGGUCCCAAAUGACCUGCAGCAGCUUAGGAUCGCAGUAGACAACCUGGUAGCUUACUCUGUGAAAGUGGAGAGACAUGAGGAAGCCAUUUAUUCAAUGCAGAAAGACUUGGAGAAGACUCAGACCACUGUGGAUGUACUAUUCAAAGCACCGAUGUCGCCUGAAUGGAAAGAAUAAGCUAUGUGGAGACAUGGAGAAGGACAGUUGCCUCUUAGAUGCCUGACAAAUCAUUCAUUCCUUCAUACUGCAGUUUUUACAUUGAAGACUUAUCUACUUGAUUUGUAAUACAAAUCAUUUCACAGUUUAACUAUUUGGGUUUCAUGAGAAAAAAAUUGUACCAAAAAAUGUUGUCAUACAUUUUAUAUUAAGCCUUAAAACUCUCUUGGGGAAUACCCUAUUCCUAAAUGUGGAAUUCAUCCUUAGAGACCAAAAAACUCUAGAUGGAUGCCCAAGAGAACCCAAGAAGGAAUCCCAGCUAUGCAAAAUAAUAUUGACAGCUAGGGCUGCACGAUUUAUCGAUUUCAAAUCGAAAUUGCGAUUUGAAACAACGCGAUUAGCAAGUCGCAAAAAUCACGAUUUAGGAUAUACAUUAUACGUCGGACCCAGUGUUUAAAACUGCUGUG
Molecule: messenger RNA, 2606 nt
Organism: Paramormyrops kingsleyae
Lineage: Eukaryota; Metazoa; Chordata; Actinopteri; Osteoglossiformes; Mormyridae
Gene: ckap4
Product: cytoskeleton associated protein 4
Source: RefSeq, a predicted model, not a curated record